Molecule: messenger RNA, 981 nt
Organism: Saccharomyces kudriavzevii IFO 1802
Lineage: Eukaryota; Fungi; Ascomycota; Saccharomycetes; Saccharomycetales; Saccharomycetaceae
Gene: PRS4
Product: ribose phosphate diphosphokinase subunit PRS4
Exons: 1
Coding region: 1-981 (326 amino acids)
Biological process (GO): purine nucleotide biosynthetic process; ribonucleoside monophosphate biosynthetic process; 5-phosphoribose 1-diphosphate biosynthetic process
Cellular component (GO): ribose phosphate diphosphokinase complex; cytoplasm
Molecular function (GO): magnesium ion binding; ribose phosphate diphosphokinase activity
Source: RefSeq, a predicted model, not a curated record
AUGAACUCUGAGUCUCGAGAGGAUAUGGCUAUAAAUAGUAUCAAGUUGUUGGCCGGGAACUCUCAUCCUGAUUUAGCUGAACUAAUAGCAAAAAGGUUAGGUAUCCCACUUUCCAAAGUUGGCGUGUACCAAUAUUCCAAUAAAGAAACCUCUGUCACUAUAGGUGAAAGUCUCCGUGAUGAAGAUGUUUAUAUUAUUCAAACUGGGAUAGGCGAACAAGAAAUCAACGAUUUUUUGAUGGAAUUAUUAAUUCUAAUUCAUGCUUGCAAAAUUGCAUCUGCAAGAAAAAUUACUACUGUGAUACCCAAUUUCCCAUAUGCAAGACAGGAUAAAAAGGAUAAAUCCCGUGCGCCCAUCACCGCAAAGCUGAUUGCUAAUUUAUUACAAACUGCCGGCGCUGAUCAUGUGAUCACCAUGGACCUUCAUGCCUCACAAAUUCAAGGGUUUUUCCAUAUCCCAGUUGAUAACCUAUAUGCAGAACCCAGUGUUUUGAAUUAUAUUAGGACAAAAACAGAUUUCGAAAACGCCAUUUUGGUAUCACCUGAUGCUGGUGGUGCCAAAAGAGUAGCUGCUUUGGCUGACAAACUAGAUUUAAAUUUUGCCUUGAUUCACAAAGAAAGACAAAAAGCAAAUGAAGUCUCAAAAAUGGUCCUUGUUGGUGAUGUUACCAAUAAAUCAUGUUUAUUGGUUGAUGAUAUGGCUGACACUUGUGGUACCUUAGUAAAAGCUUGCGAUACGUUAAUUGAACAUGGUGCGAAAGAGGUCAUAGCCAUUGUUACUCACGGUAUAUUUUCCGGUUCAGCAAGGGAAAAAUUGAAAAACAGCAAAUUGUCUAGAAUUGUCUGUACAAACACCGUUCCAGUAGACCUAGAUUUACCGAUUGCUGAUCGGAUUGAUAUUAGCCCAACUUUCGCUGAAGCUAUAAGAAGAUUGCAUAAUGGUGAAUCCGUAUCUUAUCUGUUCACUCAUGCUCCAGCAUAG